Fulvia fulva is the source of this 1587-nucleotide messenger RNA. Its product is annotated as Cytochrome P450 monooxygenase gloP. The record is from RefSeq and is a predicted model, not a curated record. The transcript has 3 exons. Gene Ontology annotation, molecular function: monooxygenase activity; heme binding; oxidoreductase activity, acting on paired donors, with incorporation or reduction of molecular oxygen. Bases 1 to 1587 code for a protein of 528 amino acids. NCBI's taxonomy places the organism in Eukaryota, Fungi, Ascomycota, Dothideomycetes, Mycosphaerellales, Mycosphaerellaceae.
AUGACAACCAUGGAAGUGAAUACUUCGACAUCAACCAUCCUGCUGGCAGCAAGCAGUGCGCUUGUCCUUUAUGCCAUUGCCUCGGUAGUCAUUGCGAGCUUCUCAUCUGAGGCUCGCUUUUGGCGUAAGCAGGAAUGGGUCGGUAUGGGCCAGCAGAAGCGAUGGCUCGCAGGAUUCUGGGCACGAGUACAUUCACUCAAAGGAACUCGGGCAAUGGUACAUGACGGCUACUCAAGACUGUCGAAAGAGGGCAAACCCUUUAGCCUGCCUCAAUUCAACGACACGCCUUUGUUACUCCUUCCACCCAACAAGAUCAAGGAUUUGAUCGCCAAACCGGACGAUGAGAUAAACCUUCUGAUGGUAUUGAGAGAGACGCUAGCCACGAAGUAUACGGGAGACAACGACUUGGCAGAAGACCCGUUCCACCUGGACGUGGUUCGACACCAACUCACACGAAAGCUACCCCUCGUGACGAAAGCCGUACACGAUGAGCUCGUGCUGGGUUUCGAGGAUCAAUGGAAGUUGAACGGCGAUGCUUGGACGACGGUUCCUGCCAUGAAGACUUGUAUGAACAUCAUCAGCAGGGCAGCCAAUCGAGUCUUCAGCGGCGAACAGCUGUGCCGCGAUCAAGCAUUUCUCGACCAUACUCGUGAGUAUGGCAACGGUGUAUUCCGGAAUGCAGCCAUCAUCAACAUGCUUCCCAGAUGGUUGCGGCCUUUUCUGGCUCCCCUGGUCACGUACAGCAAUGGCUCGCAUGUGCGGGAUUGUCAACGCAUUGCCAAUCCCAUCAUCGAAGAGCGCAUCGAGCGACUGCGCACUGGUGUGAAAGGAGAACAGAACACGGACGCUUUGCAAUGGGUAAUCGAGGAAGCCUACAAACGCAACGACCCAGCCGAGCUAGACGCUGGUAAGAUCUGUCGGCGGCUGGUCCGCCUGAACAUGGUUGCCAUUCACACCACCAGCAUCACAAUCACAAACACACUGCUGGACCUCUACAGCUCGCCGAGAACGGAGGAAUUCGUUGAGGGCCUGCGGGAAGAGGUCAGUAGAGUCUUAGCUGCGAAUGGUGGGAAAUGGACGAAGGCGAUCGUCAAUGACCUAGUUCGGAUCGACUCAACAAUCAAGGAGAGCAUCCGGUGUUCCAGCCUAGGAAUCGUUGGACUGACCAGGAUGGUGACGAGUCCUGACGGCAUUGACCUUGGCGAUGGCAUCCAUGUGCCUAGCGGAGUGAGAGUGGCUGCUCCUAUUGCCGGCAUUCAUCGCGAUCCCCGAAACUAUGCGAAUCCUGACGAGUAUGACGCCUUCCGCUUUUCACCAUCUCGCGAGGUCCUGGGCGAGAAUGGUCAGAUUCUGGAUAAGCGAGCACAAGGCAUAGUGACCACUAGCGAUGCCUUCCUCACUUUUGGACAUGGGAAGCACGCAUGUCCUGGGCGCUUUUUCGCUUCGCAAGAGAUGAAGUUAAUGCUCGCUCACAUUGUCAUGAAUUACGACGUCAAGAUCGCAGGAUGCAGGCCCAAGAACUGGGAUGUGAAGGGCGCCUGCGUGCCAAGCCCCAGGGCAAAAAUCAUGAUCAGACCAAGACAGUAG